Messenger RNA from Didymodactylos carnosus, 2484 nucleotides. Lineage: Eukaryota; Metazoa; Rotifera; Eurotatoria; Philodinida; Philodinidae. The record is from the annotation of a GenBank genome assembly.
AUGACUUAUUAUAAUCAGAAUUGUGGUGAUGGUGGUUAUCCUCGUCAUGUUGAUGAAAUGUCGUCGUCGAAACAUCGUUAUACACAUCAAAAUUUUCAUUAUCGUGGACGUAACAGUUCGUAUGGUACAGACGUGCGGUAUCGUCCAGAUGGUUUAAUGAAUGGUAACAGACAAAAUUUUCAAACUAAUGGAAGUCAACAAUACCGUGGGCAUAUGAGAGUCUUCAAUAACAGUCGUGGUAGACCAAGGCCGAAUGGUCAAUCUUAUCCUCAUAAAUAUCAGUCACAACAACAACAGCAACAACACUAUCUUACGAAGUGGUGGAAAAUAUCAAUACCAGGAGCUGGACAAGUUGGAAAAGAUCGAGUAUUGUCAACAUUAAAAGUACAUUUACCAAGACCUUUUCAGCAUUAUAACUAUUUUAUUGAACGAGAUACAAAUAAAGGCAUAUUUUUUGUCAAUAGUAAAGAAGAAGCUGAUAUGCUUAAACGAGCGAGCGGGAAAAUACUUAUUCAAAAUUCUGAAACACUAAUUAUUAUUGUUGGUCCUAUAAAAUUUCCAGCACCGUAUUUGGAUGAAGAUUUAAUAUGUCAUUUUCGAGAUUUUAUCCGUACACGAUUUAAUAUUAACACAAACACAUUGAAUUUAUCUAAUCUAGCCAAUGAUGAGGCUUUGAAUAACCUUGGGAUCUAUCCACAAUUGAGUAAACAACAAUUUGUACAAGAUCUUGUCAAUAUAAUCAAUAAAGAGAUGUCUAUGACACGUUUCUUGGAUUUAAGUCAUAAUGAUAUAACAAAUCUAAAUGAAUUUCAAAAUUUGAAAUUGCCCCAUCUUGAGCACUUAAAUUUAUCAUUGAACAAACUUGAUGAUAUUGAUGAACUAAAGUAUUUGAAAAGUUUCCAUUCAUUAUCAAAUUUACAUUUGAAAGAAAAUUCGAUUCAACAAUCAUUAAAAAGCGAUACCAAUUUAAUCAGUUUCUUGAAUAUCUCAGUUGCAUUUGUUUGGACAUUAUAUUUUAGUGCUGUACGGCAAAUACUACCACAAUUAAAAUAUUUGGACGAUAAUGAAUUAUCGGCUAUAAUUCAUUUUGCCACUGAUAUUAAUAUCAUUCAAUUACCGGAAAGCAAACCAUAUUAUGUACCCGAUCAUCUAAAAACUUCUUUUGAUGGUAUCUUGAGUCUGAUUCAAGAAUAUUAUCGAUUGUUUGAUACACGUUCUCGUGAAGAUUUACAUUCAUGUUAUCAUGAAAAAUGUAUAUUUUCAUUGUGCAUCUCAAGACCAUCUUACGAUUGUGGAAUACAAACAUGUCAAUAUACAUAUGGUCAACAAAUAUGCGACAGUCGAAAUUUAAAAUGUAACGAUGACAUAUCUAUACGAUCUAUAAAAUCGUCAAAAUAUGCUCGACAUAUGGAACUAUUAAAAUUUGGAAAACAAGCCGUACUCGAUUAUUUAAGAAUAAAAUUUCCCGCAACAAAACAUGAUCUAAGUUCAUUUCAUGUUGAUAUUAUUUCUUCAUCGAAAUCAAGAUCUAUAUUUACAAUCAAUGGAUUAUAUCAAGAAAUUGACAGCGUUGGACAACCGAUACGUUGUUUUCAACAAACAUUGACAAUGGUUCAUAGCUUGAAUCGUUCUCUUAUUAUAUGUGAUCAUUUGCUCGUGGUAAAUGCCACAAACGAUCAAGUCAUGAAAAUGAAUAAAUCUGAUUUAUUACUACCCACACAAACGUUACAGUCUUCAUCGAUUCAAUUAUCUCACAGUAUGUCGUCUGAUGAACAACAACAACAAUUAAUUGAAGAUCAGAAUCAAGAUCGUCAACAAAUGAUAUUAAAAUUUUCAACAGAAUCUGGAAUGAAUCAGCAGUACUCAAAACUAUGUUUGGAACAAAAUAACUGGGAUUUUAACAAAGCAGCACAAGUAUUUAUACAAUUCCAGACUACAAUGAUCAAUAAAAUUCAAAGAAUCCAACAUAAUGAUUAUGAGAUUUUGAAGCAAUCUUUACAACAGUUUUCUAUUAGUCAUAAACGUUUAGUUAGCCGAAAACCUACUCAAAUUGAAGAAAAUGAAGAAGAGGAGGAGGAUGACGAUGAUGAAGAAGAAAAUGACGAAAAUGAAGAUCAAAUUUUGAAGGGCCUCAAUCGUAAUUUAUUGCCAAAAGGUUAUAAAAUUAUUAUAAAAUAUAUUAGUUCAUUGAGAUUAGAUUUAAUUUGUUCAUCUGGAACUGGCAUAGGUAGAAGUCAAAUAGAAGAAGAAUUUUAUGGUUCAAAACUACGAAUAAAUGGUGAAAAAUCAACAAAAAAAGCACAACAAGUGAAAGAAGGUGAUGUUAUUGAUCUUGUCAUGGCUCGUCUUGAAGGUGCUAAAUAUCAGACAAAACGCAUUAUUCUCUAUAAAAUAUUUAAUGAAAAGACAUUGAAAGGAAAAGUGAAAGUGUGUCUGAUUACUUGGCGUAGUGGAGUAAUUGUUGACGGUUCGAAAUGGUCUUAG